Molecule: messenger RNA, 1385 nt
Organism: Sinocyclocheilus grahami
Lineage: Eukaryota; Metazoa; Chordata; Actinopteri; Cypriniformes; Cyprinidae
Exons: 2
Source: RefSeq, a predicted model, not a curated record
CAAAGGGAAAGACGCGAGCACUGCAAACCGGCCGAGAGAAGGUAAAGAAAAAGUUUCUCAGACGCAAACAGAGAGAAAUGACAUAUCAAACGCGAUGAGGGCUGAGGAGAGCUGUGCGAUCGCGGAUCCGGUUCCCCGGUGCGCCGGGGGUCCCGCUGAUCGAAGCGAGCGCACCGAGCCGAAGCGCUUCCACACGCCGCGGGUCCGCGGAGACUCGAUCGGCUUCGGCGGCUGCGAUUUAAAACCCAAACGAGAGGCUUUAAAGCUAACAGAUGGUCAAGAUCUAAAGAAUACUGAGCCAAAUGUUGCAUUACUCGAGCAAAAGGCCGGGGAAAACAUUACGGGCGACUUUAGGAGCCCACAACCUCAAGUGUUUGAUUAUAUAGACGCGGAAAGCGAUCUAAUUCAGGUUAUAGAGAGUUCCCUGGAGUAUCAUGGAGAUUUUAGGAUACAGAGUCCGACUUUUUUCCCCACUGAUCUGGAAAUAACAUUGGCCCCCGGGCUGAGAGACAGGGCCCCUCGACACCACUCAGUCGACAGUGAGGACGACGAUUAUUACGAUAACCAAAUUCUGCCCUUUUAUGAGUCGUACGCUCAGUUGAACGACCGAAAUAUCGGUGAGCCAAUAUCGGCGUCGGGGUCCAACAAAACCACGCAAGAAACAGACCGACUGAAGUCGCAACUAAAAGAGGCGUAUUAUUUGCUAAUAAACACAAUGCAUAACAUCAGUUUCGACGGUCAGGUUGAAGAUAACGGAUUUGUGGAUCAGGCCAGUAGCGCAAGUCAAUCUAUCGAUAGCAUUAGCACAGGAAGCGACGCGUCGGAAGAACGUCUGUUUGCGUUUAUCGGACGAUGUGGGGUGGGAGUGACGGGGUCUUCUCGAAGCAGAAGCUUGCAGAAUAUUCGCGACGCGAAUCCCAAACCGAUGCUCCAGCGGUCGGUGAGCGAUAGCAAGGUGAGGUACUCGUCAAAUCGCAAGGACGAGCCGCGACCCGCGGUCGCAUCGGGACGCGGUGCACAACUGGCGACUCCUACAGAAACCCUAACGACGCCUGUUUCGACGCGACAAUCCUGCGACGAUGCAACGGUGCCCAAACAUCCUGGAGUCACCGUCAACAAGAUGCAAGAGUGGAUGCAGAAAGGUCGCGUGCUUUCGUCCGAAAUGAAGCAGAGGAUCGCUGGUUCUUCGCCGAGGGCCAAUCACGUGAGGCCAGCAGCGAUGGAGUUUGUCUGUCAGCGUCAGACCCCGUUUAACCACAUCACCGUCUCCAAGAAACGCCAGUGGCUCCAGCAGAGCUCCGUCACAGCGCCCCCUGCAGCCGAGGAGGAGCAAACACAAACACCGCCGCCGUCUAACUCGCUUCUGACAGACCGAGGUGUGCACG